AAAGGAUGUCACAUGCCCAGUUGAGCCAAGGCACCUCCCUGGGUUUCCAUUUCUCUCAUAGACUAGAUGGACUUUGAAGGUCCUCCCAGCCUCUGCUCUACAAAAAUAAAACAUCCACCACCACUUGUGGAGUGUCUAGUUCCAUGUGCUUCAUUAUAUUCUCCUUUAUUUUUCCCAACAAAGUGCCUGAAGGAAUCUCCCUGCUCCUCUAGCCCCCUCCUUUACAACACAAUUUCCCCGAAGAGUUAGGAAUACCUAGUAUUUGACACCAAGGAUGGUUGAGAGGUCAAAUGAUUCAAGUUUUGACUCCAGCAUCCACUGAUUCUUCGUCAGCCUCAAUUUCUGUUGCUAUGGAAACUACCAAUGGGACUGAGACCUGGUAUGAGAGCCUGCAUGCUGUGCUGAAGGCCUUAAAUGCUACUCUUCACAGCAACUUACUUUGCCGACCAGGAACAGGACCAGGACCAGGGUCAGACAACCAGACUGAGGAGCGGCAGGUCAACCUCCCCGGCCGUGAUGACAACUCCUACAUGUAUAUUCUCUUUGUCAUGUUCCUGUUUGCUGUCACUGUGGGCAGCCUCAUCCUGGGAUACACCCGUUCUCGCAAAGUGGACAAGCGUAGUGACCCCUAUCAUGUAUACAUCAAGAAUCGUGUGUCUAUGAUCUGACACAAAGGGGCGGGGAAUGGUGGAAGAUUAAGACACCUGAGGAUUGUCUUCCGCAACCUCCAGAACUCAGCUAUGGACCACAUCGGCCUUCUGUGUCUCUAGCUAUAAAAUCAACAAGAAAGUGCUAAGGGAGGUCAUCACUAGGGUGGGAGAAGAAGGGCUAGUAGACGCGGGCCUUGUAGAUAAGACUUUUUCCAGGCAAAGACAGACUUUAUAUAACAGUGGAAGCCUGUGAACGAACACAUAAAAGUACAAAAAGAUAAUGACCAAUGAUUGGUCAAGUGGCUGGAAUAUUGGGGGCAUGGGGUUUAAGGAAGGAGAAGAGGAAGUUGGAGCAAAAGGAAAUGAAAUAGGAAGAUGCUCUGGAGACUUAUUUUUUAACAUGUUAUCUUCAAAAACCAUGAGAUGCAGUGAUGAUUAUCCCAUAUCACAUAUAGGAAGUCUGAGUAAAUUUACUUAUUUAUAUUAGUUCACAUUUUUGGUGUUUUUAAAAAACACAUUUAACAUUUGUGAUUUUACCUUUCUGCACAGAAAACUGGGCAAGUGCCAUGCUGCCUGUUUGGGCUGGAGUGGUGCCCUGACUGGAACCAAGGAGUUCUGGUCUCCUUGCCUCGCACUUCAAAACUCUCUGUCACACUGGAGUGGAGCCAAACCUGAAGCCUAUACAAUUCUGGGGUUCUCUUAAGGAAAAGAAUUCAGCCAGGCAUCAUGGCACAUACCUGUAAUUCCAGUGACUUGGGAGGCUGAAGCAGGAGGAUCACGAGUUUGAGGGCAGCCUCAGCAACUUAGCAAGAUCCUAAGCAACUCAGUAAGAUCCUGUCUCAAAAUAAAAUAUA
Sciurus carolinensis (gray squirrel) is the source of this 1504-nucleotide messenger RNA. RefSeq names its product potassium voltage-gated channel subfamily E regulatory subunit 3 (gene Kcne3). Gene Ontology annotation, molecular function: delayed rectifier potassium channel activity; potassium channel regulator activity; transmembrane transporter binding. The coding region runs from base 291 to 668 and encodes 125 amino acids. Gene Ontology annotation, cellular component: membrane. Gene Ontology annotation, biological process: membrane repolarization during action potential; regulation of heart rate by cardiac conduction; potassium ion export across plasma membrane. NCBI's taxonomy places the organism in Eukaryota, Metazoa, Chordata, Mammalia, Rodentia, Sciuridae. The transcript is spliced from 3 exons. The record is from RefSeq and is a predicted model, not a curated record.